Molecule: messenger RNA, 1202 nt
Organism: Arachis duranensis
Lineage: Eukaryota; Viridiplantae; Streptophyta; Magnoliopsida; Fabales; Fabaceae
Product: 60S ribosomal protein L7-4
Exons: 7
Coding region: 272-1003 (243 amino acids)
Biological process (GO): maturation of LSU-rRNA from tricistronic rRNA transcript (SSU-rRNA, 5.8S rRNA, LSU-rRNA)
Cellular component (GO): cytosolic large ribosomal subunit
Molecular function (GO): structural constituent of ribosome; RNA binding
Source: RefSeq, a predicted model, not a curated record
UCAGUCCUUCACUUUCUCUCUCUUCGAACCGUGGAAGCCUUUGCACACUAAGCCCUAGCCCCUUCGUCGAAUAGCUUCAUCUUCGUCUGACUCACCGUCGUCGUCUUCGUCUGCACUCUGGGUGUUUGUCGUCUUCGCCUGUCUUCUGCUCGCCGUCAUCCUCGUCUUUCCUCUGCUCGCGCCGUCGUCUUAGUCUGGUCAACGAAGGUCAGCACUGUGUGCUCACUGCUCUCUGUUCUGGUGAUUCUGCUCGCCGCCUCAAAUCGAAGAAAUGGGUGAGGAGGUGAAAGCAAUUAUUCCCGAGUCUGUGCUUAAAAAGCAGAAGAGGGAGGAGGAAUGGGCCUUGAAGAAAAAGGAGGAGCUUAAUGCUGCAAAGAAGAAGAGAGCAGAGAGCCGAAAGCUCAUUUACAGCAGGGCAAAGCAAUAUGCAAAGGAAUACCAGGAGCAGGAAAAGGAGCUGAUCCAAUUGAAGCGGGAAGCAAAGCUGAAAGGUGGAUUCUAUGUUGAUCCAGAGGCUAAGCUCCUGUUUAUCAUCCGCAUCCGUGGUAUCAAUGCCAUGGAUCCCAAGUCAAGAAAGAUCUUGCAGUUGUUGAGGUUGAGACAGAUCUUCAAUGGUGUGUUCUUAAAAGUCAACAAGGCCACAGUGAACAUGCUUCACAGGGUUGAGCCAUAUGUGACCUAUGGAUACCCAAAUCUGAAAAGUGUAAAAGAGCUUAUUUACAAGAGGGGCUUUGGUAAGUUGAACAAGCAGAGAAUUGCCCUAACCGACAACUCAAUCAUUGAGAAGGCACUGGGCCAACAUGGAAUCAUCUGCAUUGAAGAUCUUAUCCAUGAGAUCAUAACAGUUGGACCCCAUUUCAAGGAAGCAAACAACUUCCUUUGGCCAUUUAAGCUCAAGGCUCCAUUGGGUGGCUUGAAGAAGAAGAGGAACCACUAUGUUGAAGGAGGAGAUGCCGGAAACAGGGAGAACUACAUCAAUGAGCUUAUCAGGAGAAUGAAUUAGGCUGUGGGAUUCUGUUCCAAGCAUAGUGGAUUCGGUCUUUAUUGGCUUUUUUUAGAUCAAGGUUUAUUUUGGAAGUAGUACAUUUCUGACAUUGAUAAAAUCUUUAAGGUUUAUUUUGUUUUUCUUUUUACAAAACAGUUUGUUGAGUUGUCCUUUAAACAUCGGGUAUUAUCGGUUUAUAUGUUUUUUUAAUCCCGCA